CAAAUUAAUACUACUAUAUCAAUGUUUAGCUUUUUCAAGAGAGCCAAGAAGGAAGAGGAGGUAACUAUCAUCCCAGACCCAGAUAUUGAACUCUCUGACCCAGAAGACAACUUCGAAGAAGAUGAUGAGCUUGAACUGAUGCUCACACUUACCAGAGUCAUUCCAAAGAACUUAAAGAAAGAGCAUUUCAAAUUAGCUUUAAGCCAAAUCAGCGAGCUAGAAUCUCUAGUAGAAAGAAUUGAGCAGAAUGGGACCUUAAGAGUUCCAGAAGGUGUGAAAGAGUUUAUCAAUAGUGAGCUUGUCACUAGAGCUAAGAAUGACAAAACCCUUCUUGAUCAUUACCUUGGCUGUAUCCAAGAUUUCUCAGAUGGGUGGAAAGUUUAUUCAAAAUCCAAAUCGAUGAAUAUUUACCUUAAGGAGAACUACACUGAUGGAAAACUUGAUUCUUUCCUGUUUGGUGGUGAGUGAAUUAUCAAUGCUCCUUUGCUCAACCCAUGUUGCGUCAUGGCAGAGCAUGAGUUGCUUCAAAACUGGAUCCCAAUGUUAAAAAGCGUGGAUCUCCUUCAUGAGCAGUCGCCUCUUAAGAAGUUGAUCCAUUUGAAAAUUGAUCUAUUUCUUCCAUUUAAAAAUAGAGAUUUGGUCACAGAAGGAACAGGCUUUCUCUUUGAAGAAGAGAAGGCGGUCGCUUUCAUCAUGAAAUCAGAUUACAGUGGUUCCUUCUUUGGCACUGAGUUUGAAGAAAUCUGCGAAAAGAGAGUCAGAAUGAAUCUCAAAGACGGAUUCAUGUACAUGGAGUACAUUGAUGAGAAUACAUGAAAAUUUAAAGUAGUCCUUAAUGUUGAUAUGAAACUCGGUCUUGGACAAGGCUGGGUAGGCAAAAUGGUACUCAACAAAGUCGUCAAAGUCUGGAUUUCAAAGAUCGUCAACAGCAGCGAGAAUUUGAAAGGCACUGAAUUCGCUAAGAGACUCAUCAAGAACCCACUAUACAGAUUUAUAGCAAAAAGAUUGGACAUAGAGUUCCCCGAUAGCCAUGACGUACUAAAUGCCUAAUAAGC
Molecule: messenger RNA, 1055 nt
Organism: Moneuplotes crassus
Lineage: Eukaryota; Ciliophora; Spirotrichea; Euplotida; Euplotidae
Source: the annotation of a GenBank genome assembly